AUGCCCAAACGAGCAAUAAAUCAGCCCAAGCGGGUGAGCAAAAAACCGCCUCCAGUUGUCGAUCCCAAUCCCAAGCCGAUGCGAGACUGGCAAUUCUCUCGUUUCGGACAACUCCCCACGCAAACAAGACUCCUAAUCUGGCGCGCUGCUCUUCUCCAAGCCACCGUCGAUCGAACUAUUCACGUUGAGGUGCAUCCCCAAUUCCAAGCAACGGCUCACGCCUGUUUCACCAGCACGGGCGACUUUUGUGGCCAACACGGCAGCUGUCCUAGAUUCAUAGAGGGAGUUCCGCACUGGUCAACCUACUGCAUGUCCGAUGGCUAUUUUGCGUCCACGGACCUGGUCUCCGGUCCCGAAGAAUCAGAAUCCUCGCUGGCAAUGGCCGGUCUCAGCCUCGCUUGCCGGGAAUCUCGCACAGUAGUUAUUGAGAUGUACCCGCAAGUUCUUAGAGUGUAUCGAGGCCCGUGGCAUUCGGCCGCCAAAAGUCGCCUGGUGCGCUGCUCUCCAGAGACGGAUAUGCUGGUUAUUUAUGCGGUGCCAGAUAUGAGCCUGAACCACACGUAUUUUCCAUCACUGACUAGCGAAGAGUAUUGGCGGCACACAAACGAAUCUAUGAUGAAAAAAUUUCCCUACAGCGACAAACAGUUCGCCGCGUUCAAAGAGCUGGUUUCUUGCUUCCAGAACGUAGCCAUUUUCUCACGCCUUUUAGGCGGCGGCGAAAUGUUUCCGGUUGUCUCACAGGGCUCGGAGGACUCGCAAGACUCGGAAGAUGGGCGAGAGCGCUAUACGAAUAAAGUUCCUGGCAUUGAUCUCUUCAACAGCGGCGACAUGACGGUACUGCUUCUAUUUUUUACAUCGUUGAAGCACCUUUAUUUCUGGCUUGAUCCAGUCUGCUAUGCCAACGCCUGGGACGAUCCAAUUCGGGUUAGCAACGCCAGGGACCUGAAGCCUGAUGAGGAGCCUGAUGUUAAACAUCUGCAGAACAAUGUCUAUGAAUUCAUCGGCAUGUACAACGAGUACGUGCAAAUUGAGAAGGACCACCGCCCUGUGGCCGACGAAACGCAUUGGGUAUCGCAGCCAAAGCCACUUGAGCGAGUCGGAUGUCUUUGUCCCGCUUCUUGGCUACGAUGA
Molecule: messenger RNA, 1131 nt
Organism: Trichoderma gamsii
Lineage: Eukaryota; Fungi; Ascomycota; Sordariomycetes; Hypocreales; Hypocreaceae
Exons: 1
Coding region: 1-1131 (376 amino acids)
Source: RefSeq, a predicted model, not a curated record